This is a messenger RNA of Jaculus jaculus (lesser Egyptian jerboa), 1124 nucleotides long. RefSeq names its product RAB32, member RAS oncogene family (gene Rab32). The transcript has 3 exons. NCBI's taxonomy places the organism in Eukaryota, Metazoa, Chordata, Mammalia, Rodentia, Dipodidae. Gene Ontology annotation, molecular function: GTP binding; GTPase activity. Gene Ontology annotation, cellular component: Golgi apparatus; late endosome; trans-Golgi network. The record is from RefSeq and is a predicted model, not a curated record. The coding region runs from base 153 to 821 and encodes 222 amino acids. Gene Ontology annotation, biological process: endosome to lysosome transport; phagosome-lysosome fusion.
ACGGCCAGCGCCCCCGGGGCGGGCGUCCACUCUCUCCCCCAUCCCCCGGGCCGGGAGCGCGCGCGUUCCGGGUCUCCUGGCCAGUGCACGGACGGAGAGCGGGCCUGCGGGAAUAGUGUCCUCGACUUCGGGGGGCGGGAGGGUGGUCACCCAUGGCCGACCCGGGGACGGUCACCACCAGCACCAGCCAGACUCCCGAGACCCACGAGCACCUCUUCAAGGUGCUGGUCAUCGGUGAGCUGGGCGUGGGCAAGACCAGCAUCAUCAAGCGCUAUGUCCACCAGCUCUUCUCGCAGCACUACCGGGCCACCAUCGGCGUGGACUUUGCCCUCAAGGUCCUCAACUGGGACAGCAGGACGCUCGUGCGCCUGCAGCUUUGGGACAUCGCGGGGCAGGAGCGGUUUGGCAACAUGACCCGAGUUUACUACAAAGAAGCUGUUGGUGCAUUUGUAGUCUUUGACAUAUCCCGAGGCUCCACGUUUGAGGCGGUCCUAAAAUGGAAAAGCGAUCUGGAUAGUAAAGUUCAUCUUCCCAAUGGCAACCCUAUUCCUGCUGUCCUCCUGGCUAACAAGUGUGACCAGAAGAGGGACAGUGGCCAGAGUCCUUCCCAGAUGGACCAAUUCUGCAAAGACCAUGGUUUCACUGGGUGGUUUGAAACCUCUGCUAAGGAUAACAUCAACAUAGACGAAGCCACCCGGUUCCUGGUGGAGAAUAUUCUUGCGAACCAGCAGGGCUUUCCCACCGAAGAAAACGACGACACGGACAAAAUUAAACUGGGUCAGGAGACCUUGAUGGCAGAACGCAGUUCCCAGUGCUGCUGAUGGAGAUCUGCCCCUUCCAUGCCUGCCUCGGCUCCUGUGUGCCUGAGAGUGGUCACAAUGAGCCUUUCCACUGUGACUCUCUCUGCAGGGUACGGCUGCCCAUCUGAAGAGGGUACACGUGGAGAUGUGCCCUCACUAGAGGCUCCUCGACUUAGCAGAUGACCCCCACGCUGCCCUCGGGGGUGGUCAAGUGGAGGUUAAUGUUGACAUCCUUUGAAACCUUUCUGCAAAUGACUACCAGAUGCAGCUUUUUUCAUGUAAACAUGAGGAUGGUAAUAAAUCUUCCCUGUGGUGUUCCUGGAA